This is a messenger RNA of Leishmania mexicana MHOM/GT/2001/U1103, 2328 nucleotides long. Its product is annotated as vacuolar proton translocating ATPase subunit A,putative. Gene Ontology annotation, molecular function: ATPase binding; proton-transporting ATPase activity, rotational mechanism. Lineage: Eukaryota; Euglenozoa; Kinetoplastea; Trypanosomatida; Trypanosomatidae. Gene Ontology annotation, biological process: vacuolar acidification; proton transmembrane transport. Gene Ontology annotation, cellular component: vacuolar proton-transporting V-type ATPase complex; vacuolar proton-transporting V-type ATPase, V0 domain. The transcript has a single exon. Bases 1 to 2328 code for a protein of 775 amino acids. The record is from RefSeq and is a predicted model, not a curated record.
AUGCCGCGGGAGGCAUGCAGUGGGCUGUGGAGGUCGGAGGAUAUGGUGGUCCUCUCCCUCCACAUGCAGCGCGAGGUGGCCCACGACGCCGUUCUCAAGCUCGGCGAGAUCGGCCAGUUCCAGUUUAGCGACCUAAACAAGGACGUGAGCGCCUUCCAGCGCGACUUUGUGCAGGAGGUGCGCCGCUGCGACGACAUGGAGCGUAAGCUGCGCUUUCUGCAAGAGGAAAUCGAAAAGGCCGGUGUGACCACCAUCGUGGAAGGCGGCGCGGAGGGGGAGACGAUGUCGUCGCUCGAGCACAAAAUCGACGAGGUGUACUCUGAGGUGGUGGAGCUCAAUGAGCAGUACCAGGCCCUCAUCGAGGAGCGCAACCGGUCCAAGGAGCAUCUCGAGAUUCUCUCGCGCGACUUUGGCGGGGCGACCGGCGAUGGUGUGCUGAUGGUGACUGGCGUCAUCCCGAAGGAUCGCAUUCCGCUCUUCGAGCGCCUUGUGUACCGCGCCACGCGGGGCAACUCUAUCCUGCGCACGGACGAUAUCGACAAGCCCUUCUACAACAUAAACGCGAACGAGCCCGUGCACAAGAGCGUGUUUGUCGUGUACUUUUCGGCCCCGCGGCUGCGCGAGAGGCUUAUCAAGAUUGCCGAGGCGAACGCGGCGACUGUAUACAGCUAUGCCGACUCUGAGCAGCAGCUGACCCGCAUGCACGCCUCGCUGCAGGAGCAGGUGGACACGAUCACCCAGACCCUUAACCAGUCAGCCUACCGCCACCGACAGGUGCUGCUCGGCAUUGCGGCUGCCUGCUACGAGUGGCGCCGUGCUGUGGUGACGGAAAAGGCGGUCUUCUCGACCAUGAACAUGCUGAAGUUCUCGGGGUCGACCGCGAUUGCGCAGGGGUGGGCGCCGGUGCGCUCGUGCGAGGACAUCCGCACGGCGGUCGCCGAAGCUGAGUAUCUGAGCGGGGCGCAGGUGGCGACGAUCAUUGAGGAGCUGAACACGAAGGAGACGCCGCCGUCGUACUUCAAGACGAACAAGAUCACGGCUUCCUUCCAGAGCAUCGUGGACAGCUAUGGUAUGGCCCGCUACAAGGAGGCGAACCCCGGCGUAUUCACGAUCAUCACCUUCCCGUAUCUCUUCGGUGUCAUGUACGGCGACGUCGGCCACGGCAUCAUCCUCACCCUCUUUGCCGCUUUCCUAGUCUUCAAGGAGAAGAACUUCGAGGGGCAGCCUUUGAACGAGAUUUUCGCCAUGAUCUUUGGCGGCCGCUACCUGCUGUUGCUGAUGGGCUUCUUUGCUGUGUACAUGGGGCUCCUGUACAACGAUAUGUUCGGCUUCUCGAUUGAAAUCUUUGCUUCGGGCUACCGCUGGCCGCAGCUGCCACCGGAGGGCCCAGACGGGAUCGUGUACCCGUCCUUCCCCACAGGCCGCCCCAGCGUCAAGCCGGAAACCCCGGUCAUCUUCGGGAUCGACUCCGCUUGGUCGGAGACGGAGAACAAGCUGGAGUUCUACAACUCCAUCAAGAUGAAGUGCUCCGUCAUUAUCGGUGUGGCGCAGAUGUUGGCUGGCGUGUUCAUUUCUCUUACGAACUACAUCUACUUCAACGACAGCGUCAAGGUGUGGUUCCGCUUUGUCCCGGAGGUGGUGUUUCUGUCCUGCACCUUUGGCUACAUGUGCGUCCUCAUCAUUGUCAAGUGGCUGACCACCUGGGAGAACACGCACGAUGCCCCGUCGCUGCUGGAGACGAUGACGAACUUCUUCCUGGCACCGGGAACCAUCACCCUUCCGCUCUUCUCUGGCCAGGCUGCCCUGCAGGUGAUGCUUUUGCUGGUUUCCUUGGCCUGCGUUCCAUGCAUGCUGUGCGUCAUCCCAUACGUGGAGAAGAAAGAGCAUGACCGAAAGAUGCAAGAACGGGCCGCGCACCCUCCUGCGGACGGCGAGGAGGAAGAGGAGGACGACUUCGAGUUCAGCGAGAUUAUCAUCCACCAGAUCAUUCACACGAUCGAAUACGUGCUGGGCUGUGUGUCGAACACCGCCUCAUACCUACGUCUUUGGGCCCUGUCCCUCGCCCACUCGCAGCUGUCGGAGGUGUUCUGGAGCUUUGCUUUCCUCCUCACGGUCGACUACGACAACGGCACCGGAAUCUGUAUCUUCUUUGGCUUCGCCGUGUGGAUGGCGGCGACGAUCGGCGUGCUGCUCGGCAUGGAGUCCCUGUCCGCCUUCUUGCACGCGCUGCGUCUUCACUGGGUGGAGUUCAACAACAAGUUCUACGCCGCUGACGGCCACGCGUUCGAGCCGUUUGACCUCGCAGAGUCGCUGAGCAAGCUGCGCUAA